AUGGAAGGUAAUUCGAAUAGUGGAGUAUUGAUUUCCAGAAGAAAGUUGAAAAAAUCCUUCAUUAACAAGCUUAAAACUAAAAUUAAAUUCCAUUCAAUAUUGAAAAAAAUGAGUCAUUCCUAUAGCGAAAUUGAAGAACUAGGCAAUUUGCCAUCCGAGCAAUACCAAACCGAAUCAUUCAGAAAAUUAAUUAAUCAGUUUCUUGAAUUGUUACAAAAACAUCCUAAUCUUUCACCUUUUCAGGUACCUGCAUAUUUUGAUAAACAAUUCUUUUGUUGUUUGUGGUUGGAACUGAAUAAAGUACUUACUCCAGAACAUCAAUACAAUGUCUCUCGAUCGAGAAUGAAGAGGAAAGACAUGAUUGAAAUGAGUGCUAAACAUAGAGAAGUGGUUAUGGAAGAAAUGAGGAAACUUGUGAAAAAAUUGGAAUGUGAGGAAUAUGUAUGUUCUCAUACGGUGAAGGAAGUGGAAUCGAGUGGAAUUCGUGGAAUGGUGGAUUUUGGAGUGAAGUUUGAUGGAAAGAUUGUCAAGAUUGGAACUGCUUUUGUAAUUAAUCCAAAUUUUGAGGAGGGAAAAUCAUUGAUUACUGUUAUUAGUAUGCAAAAGGGAUGCUAUCCAUUCUUGCCCCCUUAUGAAUUUAAACCCCAUUCAAUUAUAUCAUAUCCAUGGAACUUGAUGAGAAGAAGUACAGAAUCACAGAAGGAAAUUGAGGAAAAGAUGGAAAAUUUCUCCAGUGUUAUACCAGAUCAGUCAGAUGUUGGAUAUCUCGAUACUUUCAUAAAGAAUAAUUCCAAGAAACGUUCGAUUGAAGAUUUGGAUGGAAGUAAACUGGUAGAAAUGAACAGAAAGCUACUGAAACUGUCAAAGGAUUUAAAAACAGAAAAUGAAGAGUUGAAAGAAUCUAAAAAAGCUCUAGAGAAAGAAAAUUUAAAGCAAAAGAAUUUACUCCUCGCUCUAAGGGCCAUGAUGGAUGCGUCUAGUCUGUAA
Molecule: messenger RNA, 987 nt
Organism: Naegleria gruberi
Lineage: Eukaryota; Heterolobosea; Eutetramitea; Acrasida; Naegleriidae
Exons: 1
Coding region: 1-987 (328 amino acids)
Source: RefSeq, a predicted model, not a curated record